This is a messenger RNA of Oreochromis aureus, 3378 nucleotides long. It is a transcript of the gene ropn1l, whose product is annotated as rhophilin associated tail protein 1-like. Bases 165 to 851 code for a protein of 228 amino acids. The transcript is spliced from 6 exons. Lineage: Eukaryota; Metazoa; Chordata; Actinopteri; Cichliformes; Cichlidae. The record is from RefSeq and is a predicted model, not a curated record.
GAAGACGCCGUUGCUAUGCGACGAUGCUACAACAAUCCCAUGAACUGCUAGGCAUAAAUAAGCAUUACUUAAGCUAGCAUCUCAUAUUUCAGGGGCAUCUUCCGGUGACUUUCUGUUCAUCAGUCCAGCUAAUUGGACAUUAUUGCAUUGUUUAUAUUACAGCCAUGCCUCUUCCAGACACAUUCUACUGUGCCCAGCAAAUCAACAUCCCUCCCGAGCUGCCAGACAUCCUUAAAGACUUUACUAAGGCAGCCAUCCGAACACAGCCCAAGGAUUUGUUGCAGUGGUCUGCGGCAUACUUCAGUGCUCUGUCUAAAGGAGAGUGUCUGCCUGUUAAGGACAGGCUGGAAUUAAAUGUUGCCACCCAGAAGACGGACACUGGGCUGACUCCAGGUCUUCUGAAGAUCCUCUACAAACAGCUGUCGCCAAAGAAAACCUGUAGCAAAGAGGAACUGCAGGCAAAGUGGAAGGGCCUGUGUCUACCUGUGGCUCAGCUGGAGACCCUGCUGUCGCUGGGCAGUUUUGGCUCAGAUAUCGACUGGAUGGAGUUUUUUGCCCUGGGCUGCAGCGCUCUUGGAGGGACUCUUAUCAGUUCGCUUAAGUUUGCCUGCGAGAUCCUAACAGAGGAUGAGACGGGUGGUGCCGCGAGGAUCCCGUUCGACACCUUUGUCAGGCUCUACACUUACCUGGCUCAGCUAGAUGGGGACGUGCCACAGGAACGCAUUGACAACUUCCUCAGCAGUCUGCAGCCACAAGUCAACAAGCAGAACGGCAUGAUUCAGGUUUCCAACUUCUACCCCAGCAGGAAGGGAGGGAAGCAGAGGCAGAAAGCAGUGGAAGAAAGAAGUUAGAAAUAGGAAUAAGGAAAUGAUGGCGCCCAAUUAAUAAAUGGAGCCGCUAACGCUUCGUCAAGCACAGCUGUUUUUCCAAAAAGAAAUUGGUCCCAUUAAUUGUUGGCAUCAGCCACUGUGGCCGAUUAUUCAUCAGUGUCCGGCUGAAUCAAGCCGCUAUUAUGAGUCGGGUUGGAUUCUUUUAAUGAGCUGCAAUAGAAGCACAAAGCUGCCAUGCUCAAACUGUCAGGCAGGGCGUGUGUGUAUGCUUUUUAUUUCCCGUUCCCGUAUGACUCGGCUAGUGAAGUUCAUUUAUCAUGCACGCUGCCUAUCAGCUUGCAGCCUCGCCACAUUUGGCCUCUCUGCUCGCGUCUGCAUUUCACCCAGCAGACCAAAAAAAAGGAAGUCAAGUAGAUAAGCGCCUACGCCACAGGAGUGUGAUUUUCAGCUUGCGUUAGAGACUCGUGUUAUAUUCACUCCUCUGUGCAGUACUGUAAACAAACACAGGCACAUUUCAACACCAGUGACAGUGACAGUGUGAAAGGUCCAGAGGUCCAGAGAUACAGUAUGACUGUUAUUAGCAUAUUUGCCUCUCAUACAAACACACACAAAACUGCUACGUUGGAAGUAUUUCAAUAGACAGCACAACAAACGGGAUCAGAGAAAAUUCCGUUUUCAGACAUUUUUGGCAUUUGGUCACAGGGGUGGACGAUGCACGCACACACAGAUACUGUAGCUUACCCCUUCCAGGAUUGCAACUGUGGUCAAGUCAAAGAAGACUGGAAGACAGAUAGAGCCCCCGCUAACUCGAUAACUGCAGGCUCUCCGCCCAUAUGACACAGCAGAGAAAGAAUUUUGUCAGGGCUUCCAGCAGUGAUCUUUUUGUGCGACGCCCACGUUAGAACUGAGUAAAUGAGCGUGCUGAAAAUAACUCAGUAUUAACUGUAAUCUGCUCAUAAUGCUUUUCUAUUUGGAAAGAUUCCUAUUUGUAUUGAUAGAUUUUAUGUCUGGGUGAAGUCUGAAGCAGAGAUAACUCUGGUAUCAAAGAUUUAGCACACGAUGCAGGCAGCGCAUAAUUUGUCUUCAUUAAAUAACACGACAUUCAGAAGCCACGCAUGAGGAUGUGGCUCGCCCAGCUGGAAUUACAAGGUUAAAUAGGAUGGAAUUUUAAGCUGUACUUAUAUUGUAUUAAAAGAGGUAUAUAAAUUGACAAGUAGAAAACAUAAACACUGAUUUGAACUUGGUUUCCUGUGGAUCUUUUUUUCCACUACAGGGGUUUUUUCCAGGAACCGAUGAACCUCUCUUGAUAAGAAAAUCAGGAAGUUUUUGGUUCUGUGCAGGGUUUUCUCAUAUACAGGAAUUUGCGGCAACCCCACACGUUUUAUCCGAAGCCAGAGGAAAUAUAACAGUUCCUUUUUUAACUACUUAUUAGGGAUUCAUUCACCAUUACAUAGUGGGUAUUAUUGUGUAUCAGUUGCACAGAAAUAAUAAAAAACCCAUUGAUUUUUUCAAAAUACAGACUAGCCUUUACUAAUCAUUUUUUAUAAGGAUUAUAAAAACGCCCCAUUCUGAAACCGGAAAAACCCUGCAGGGCUAUAUAUGUAGUUUUUUUCUUUUCUCAAAAAAGUACAUGUUUGUGAGCUGGUACUUUCCGGUGAUCUAGGAAUUACCCUUAAUGCUGUUACUGCUUACAAUAAAACACUAUGUUGAAAGCUUGUGUAUUUAUUCAGUCUGUAAGCAAGCAUUAUUGCUAGCAUGAGUUUUAGGGGCUUCUAUUUGGAAGUUUUUUGAUCUAGUGAAUUAUUUUGUCGUUGUUGUUAAUUGGAUUUAGAUACUGUGGCUAAUGUGGCUACAGUAAAACAGCAAAGAAGCAAAAACAUGUCUUUCACCCUGUGCACAUAAUUCUUUAUGUUUUAAAAAAAUCCAAGCCUCCCAACAGCAAAUUACAAAGAGCAGCCCCCUGUUGACUUAAAUCAAACUAAACCCGGCAAAGCUAUCAAACUGCAUGUGUUCUGAGACACAACGUGUUCUUGUUCUUUAGAAAAAUGUCUGUCUUGUCAGUCACACCUGUCUUGGUUGACAGUUCUAGUAAAGUAAAAAUACAAUCCACCAAGAAUGCUGUGGCCUCAACACAGAGAAGUAUUACUGUCCUCCUCCUCCUUAUCAUCAUUAGUUUAUUUAUUUAAAACAUGUUGAGGGAUAGCCAUAGAGGUGCUGAGGUACACAGUAAGGUGCAGAAGUAAAUUUAUAGAGCAGCAAAAGAAGAAUAGAUCGUAAAUCACUGUAUAUGUAAAUACCUACUGUUUGAUUGCGACACAUUAUAUGCUCCUCACAAAGCAUUCCUUGGAUAUCCUCAAAUUUCUCUCCAAUAAAAACUACUUUUUGGGGGCAUCUUGCACUAUAAUAGUCAGGCUUACAGUUACAGAUGCUGUGUGCCCCCUUUGUUUUAGGAUGUUAGAACAUGGAAAAACAUGAUGUAAUUGCAAAGAUGUCAGUGGUUUAGGAAUCUCAGCUUUAGGGUGGACCUUGUUGCGCAGCCUUUACUCUU